This is a messenger RNA of Lates calcarifer (barramundi perch), 7238 nucleotides long. RefSeq names its product nuclear factor 7, brain. Bases 23 to 1702 code for a protein of 559 amino acids. The record is from RefSeq and is a predicted model, not a curated record. Gene Ontology annotation, molecular function: protein binding; zinc ion binding. The transcript has 9 exons. NCBI's taxonomy places the organism in Eukaryota, Metazoa, Chordata, Actinopteri, Centropomidae.
CCAGCACAUUGUUUUUUCAGAAAUGGCCUCCAACCUCAGUCUCUUAUCUGAGGAGCAGUUCCUUUGUCCAAUCUGCCUGGACACGUUCACUCGACCGGUUUCUACUCCAUGUGGACACAACUUCUGCAUAUCCUGCCUCACAUCUUACUGGAACAACGAGCCAGUCUGCCAGUGCCCGGUGUGUAAGGAGAAGUUCGAAAGGAGACCCAAUCUCAAGGUAAACACUUUCAUUUCCGAGCUCGCAUCACAGUUCAUGUUGCUUCAAGUGACAGGUGCUCACACCUGGAGUCCAAAUCAACCGAAGGCCAGCUCUGGCAGUGCGGUGCUGUGCGAUAUUUGUACUGACACCCAGCAAGAGGCCAUCAAAACCUGUGUGGAGUGUCAGACUUCUUACUGCGACGUUCAUCUAAAACCUCAUCACAGAGCUGCCGGACUGAAGAGACACACGCUGGUCAACCCUCUGGCAAACCUGGAGGACAGGAUCUGCAAGGAGCAUAAACGCCUCCUUGUGCUGUUUUGUAAAAAGGACAUAGUUUUGCUGUGUGACGUCUGUGCCAGUUCGCAGCACACAACCCAUGAUGUUCUUCCCGUGCAGCGGGCGUACAAAGAGAUGAAGGGUCUGCUGGGGGAGACAGAGGCAAAAGUGCAGCGGAUGAUCCAGGAAAGGCAACAGAAGCUGCAAUCCAUGACGGAGUCAGUACAACAAAGCAACAAGGAAACUAAAGACGUGAUAGUAAACUGUGUGCAGGACAUAACAACACUUGUGUCUGAGAUUCAGAAGAGCCAGGCGGAGCUUGUGAAAGUGAUCGAGGAAAAGCAAAAAGCAGCAGAGGAACAAGCAGAGGGCUUUAUUAGCAGUAUGCAGCAGGAGCUCACCGAGCUGCAGAAAACAGAGACGAGGCUGAGGGACCUAAAACAGAUUGACGACCAGCUCCAUUUCCUCCAGAACUUCCCAAAGCAGUCCCUCCUACCACACACGAUGGACCUGUCCACAUUCAGCUUUAACAGACAGCUGGAGCUACAGAACAUACAGAAACCUUUGAGCAGCUUCCUCUCUCAGCUGCGAAUGUUGCUGAAUAAAAUGAACACAGAAAUAAAUACGUUCUCUGUGUCAAACAACGUCAUGCUGAGCUACCUUCAGCAGUACGAAGAGAACAUUUUCCUCGAUCCUGAUACGGCUCACCCUCUGCUCAUUUUAUCUGAUGAUGGGAAGCAGGUGAGAUACAGCAUGGGCUCGGGUUUGUGGGGAAUCCAGAACGUGAACCCAAACAUGUUUACUCAACACCUUGCAGUUCUAGGACACAGAGGCUUCUCGUCGCGGAGGUUUUACUUUGAGGUGUUUGUGAAUCAAAAAACAGAGUGGUGUCUGGGUGUGGCCACGGCUUCAAUCCCAAGGAGAGCGGCACCCAUUCGGACUCCUCACUGUGGUCUCUGGGCCAUCUGGUUUCUGGAGGAUAAAUUUGAAACCUACAGUUCUCCAGGUGUGACGGUAUAUUCUGGGAAAGUGGAGCGGGUUGGAGUGUUUGUGGAUUAUGACGGAGGUCAAGUAUCGUUCUAUGAUGUAGAGACUGCCACGCUUAUUUACUCAUUUACAGAGUGUUUCUUCUCUGAGGAGCUUUAUCCAUAUUUAAAUCCUUGUGAUAAUGAAUAUGGUUCAAACUUGGAUCCAAUGGUAAUUGUUCCUGUCAGUCGAACAGAGUGAACGCAGGCCUCAGGGAUUGAUUUUAAAAGCACCUUGUUUUUAUUAUUAUUAUUAAUAAUAAUAAUAAUAAUAAUUUUGUGUUGUUUGAUUGACGGGCUUUGUUUUCUGUAGCUUCUAGCAGCAUGCUGCGUCCAGUGGCUGUAAUUACCACUUGUUGAAGUAGAGGAAUUUUUUGAGUGAUUAUGAUGAAAGAUUUGUGCAGUUUUUUAAUGCAUCUUGGGUUCCUGGAAGUUUUUUUGUGUCGAUAUAAAAGGACACCAUGCAUAUAUGGUAUGGACAGUUAAAAGGACACUAAACAAAUUCAGACUAAAAUCAACCUGGACUCCAGAGGGCUUAAUUGGGAAAAAUAUGCCUUCAUCUAAAGCAAAGACAAGCUAUCAACUACGUUAAAAUAUGUUGAGUUGAUCAAACAAUACUGCUUUAUUAUAAACAGGAAGCAAACAACAAAACUCUUCAAUUUGUUAAACUACAAAAAAAAAAAAAAAUGAAAUAUCAGCUUCAUACUUUACUGGCCACAGAAAUGCUUUUGUCCAGAUAAUGUGAUUUUACAAAGUGCUACUCCAUUCCUCAGACACUGUUUGGAGCUCCUGCACUCAGGCACUUAUACUGAUUAAGUCUCUGAAGGUCCAGGGUUUGGAGUUGGCCCAUGCUGCAGCUUAUUAUGAAUUUUUCCACUGAAGGCAAAUUUUACAAAAGUACAGGAAUAAAUAAUAAAAUUACGGAUGGCUCAAUUCCAUUUAGCUGCUUUGGUUUCAGGGUCCUGGUUUUGUUUGUGCUAGCACACCAGGGCACUUGAAUAAAGCAGAGGCGUAGUUCAUUUUAUUAUUUACAUCUGUGCUUUUACUACUAUGACAAUUCAGCGUCUAUGCCUCUCAAGUAUUUGUUAAGAAUCAUAACUUCUACAGAGACAUACUUUAUAUUAUUGCAAUCUAUUUAAAUACCACCUACUUAUCUUAUCAGUGUCCACAGGAGUAGUAAUAGUUGUUAACAAAUACAUUAAUAAACACUUAUAUCUGCCUACAUCCACAUCCUAAUGAGUUAUAAACUAUUUAUGAAAUGUUUAUGUGUUGAAUAGGGGGACUUAAUUAUAAUAAUAUAAUAUAAUAAUUCUCUUUUAUUUAUAUGAGGUGGUAGUGAAGGAACAACAAUUAGGGGAUACACUUUAAAAUACAGACACUCCUCUGUGCAUCAUUGCAGCUACUGUAGGUUCAAUGUGAAGUCAUAUAGAGGCAAAUAUCUAUCAGCCUUUUUGUUGAUGGUAUAUUCUCAAUUCAUACACUACAAUGUUAUUUAAAUCAUGUCAGUUGUAUCGUGUCCAUGUUCAUUUUGUUUUUAAGAUAAAACACGUUGCACUGUAGCUUUCUGUGUGAUGAUGAUGCUGGCGAUGAUGUAGCUAAAUGAAUAAAUAAAAAUAAGCUGUAUAUGCCCUGUAAUGCUGGUAAAACUUUUAUGUCAGCUUGAUGAAUUUUUAAUUAAGUAAGAAAGCAUUACAUAACUAAACCAGGCAACAUUUUCAAUUUUCAGUGUGUACCUUGACCUUCAUUUCUAUUAUUAGUGAAAGCAGGAUAUCUGAAGGUGACACACUACAGGAAAAAAACAUGUUUUUUUCAUGAACCGGUCAAUUUUGAGAUUUCUAGUGGAAAGAAAAUGUUCAAAAUACACAUUUGUGUGUUUAUUUUACUAUGCAAUUCGUAUCUUUAAGGUUUUGAGUCUUUUGAGUUUUUCGCCUCAGUAGCACUUAAAUUCAUCAGACUCUCCAGUUUUAUUCCUAUCUUUAUUCUGAAGGUUUUUACUGAGGGUUUGUUCAUAUAUCAUUCAUAGCCUGAAUUAUAUAACAUUUCAUACCUAAAAACAUGGCAAAAAUUGAUUGGAGUGAUAAAACAAAAUAUCCAAAAGCCUUUCUGUAAAAACCUGUCAUGCCAUGUCAACAAAAUGAAACAACAAUUUGUCCAGUUCAGUUUUCUGUUCUGCUCAUCAGUGUAUAUAGUUUUUUUUAUUAAUUAGAUAAAUCAUUGUUUUCUUAUAUACAUACAAUUUCAUAAAACUUGCAAUACAAAAAAUUAUUGUCUUAAUGUAACUAAUCAGCUGAGGAAAUUUCAUGGUGACAUCUGUAAGUUAUUUUUUCCCCUUAUUCAUCUGUCAUGUCUUGAGGUUAAAACAAACAUUUCAUUCUUGUUUUUAUUUUCAUUUCUGCUCCACAUCGUCUGAUUUUCAGUAAAUUCCUCUUUUUUCACCAUCUUUAAAUUCCACCUCCUCCUCCCUCAUCCCUCAUCCUGUACAUCUCAUUCAAGCUCUUUAAUUCAUCUCAACACCCGCAACGUUCACACACACACACACACACACACACACACACACACACAACACUCGCUGCUGACACCCUCCUCAUUGCCACGACAACGGUACUCUGCCCAUCGCCAUGGGAACACUCAGUCUCCCUGCUCCCCUAAUCCAUUUUCCAGCCACAAUGAGUAUUUGACACGGUUCACACUCGGAGGCUUGCUGUAUCUGGGUGGGUGUGUGGCGAUGACACACAAACACACACAUUAUAAUAAAUUUGGAAUAUGGGGAAAUUCUGUUUUUCACCAUUUAACCAUUGAUUUUUGACAAUUUUAUGCGACAAAGGAGAAAAUGAACAUCUUGUGCAACAUUUGCUUUAUUGUGGAUAUGAACAGACCUGUUAUAAUUUUUAAAAAGUGCCUUCAGAAGCUUCAGAAGCUGUUUUUGCUGAUAGAUGAGAGGUGUGUUUGUAAUUGUGCCAUAAUUUUUACUUGUCUGUCAACGUGUGUGCGGCUGUAAAAGCAGAGAUAUUUCAGUGCUGGAAAUGAGCCGGAGAAGGAGGAGUUCCUCGCCCCACCCCCCAUCAUCACCCUCAUCAUCAUCAUGGCCUCCAGUCGUCUCAGGGAUGUGGAGAAAGAAAGAAAGAAAGAAAGAAAGAAAGAAAGAAGAGGAAAAUGAAAUUGCAGAGGGGUGCAUGCCGCAGGGAAGAGAAGAGGUGACACUGAGGGCUGAGGCAAGAUGAUGAAAGAAAGAAGAGGCGGCAACAGAGGGGGUUUCAUGAGCGUCUGAGUCAGAAUGUGGGUUAAACUGGAGGAAAAAAAAACACAGAGAGCGGAGGGAAGAGACGGUGUAGGAGGCAGGGACAGAUGGAGGGAGAGAGCAAUGAGAGUGCUGUGUCUGGAGUAUCACCUCCCACCUACCUGAGUUCUGCACCUCGUUUAAGUAACUGUCCUCAGCCACCACCUGCAGACAGGAAGAGAAAGACAUAGCAAGUUAGACAAUAUAUGUUACUGCUGCAAAAGAAACGCACUCAUAUGAACAGAAUACUAUAUAUUGGCGGGGACAGAUGAAUGGUCGUUGUCAUGGUUUAGAUUACCACAGGCUGUGCUUCUACAAAUCUGCAGCUUGUCAGAACUGCAGCUCAGCAGACGGACACCUCGAUCAAACCCUAUUUCACCACACGUCCAGGCACUCAACACAAUCAGAUUCCUGGUCUCAGGAACUUUCCAAAGGGAGACAGGAGGUGUCUCAGUCUUCUGUGAGUCGUCAGAGCCCUCAGCAGAUUAUCACCCAGGUACAUCAGGUUCCCAUGCACCACCGUCAAACAAGAACAAAUUAAGAGGAACUUGCCACAGCUGGACCACCCAACAUCAUGAGGGCAAUAGACUGGACACAUGUACGCAUCAAACUACCUUCCUCUGACACAUCCCCCUCCUCAACUGCAAGCAGCAUCACUACAUCAACAUCCAAAUUAUAUCACACCACCUGCUAAACAUCACUGCUCGACGGCCUGGGGGAGUGGACGUCUCCUGUGUGUUGUAAAAUCAUCUUGGUUUAUUGGUGAUCGAGGUUAUGCUGCACAGGAGCGCUCAUACAGCGAGCGUCGUACACUCAUCCGUGCUGUGGUGGAGCGCACCGUUAGGCUUCCAAAGGCCAGGUGGAUGUGUUGUGACACAGCUGGUAGCAAGUUGCUCUACACCCCAGAGAAGGCACUCCACAGUUCAAUCAGGCGUUCAUACUCCAGGUAGACGACAACCAGGAGGGAGCUGGUGCCAUUUUGCUUCAGGGGGAAGACUGAGUGGGUGCUGCUGCUGUACUGGCCAGGAUACUCCUGCUCUACGAGUUUGACCUCGACCAAUCAGCAUUUGCGCCCUUGCGUGUCAUCAGGGGGAAGGUCAAGAAAUCGCCAUGCUGUCAAGUGCGGUCAAGAGCACACCAAACCAACAGGUUUACUUGUUCAGCUGCUGCAGCCUGGACAGAAACACCAGCGCGCACCUUACAAACCAAACAGAUGUCACCAUUUUGUUCACAAUCGCAGAGAUGUUGUCCACGAUCAGAGAUGUCUUCGUACAAUGAAGUUCUUUGAAACCAGGACUGAGGCCUCCAGGAUUCAAACUUUAACCAUUAUAUCACAGAGAUAAGCGACAGGCGUGAAGACAUUUCCAGAAGGUCCUCAGCUGAUGUCAUCUUCUCUUCCUGCAGAGACAGUAAUACAUGUUAAUCACAGACACGAUCAAUAAAUGUAUUUAUAGUAUUUAUAUUUUUUGACAGUUUUUUUUACACCUUACUCUGACAUGUGGCUUAAGACAAAGAAACUUUCUUAAUGCAGCCAUCUUAUCUUUUUUUUUUUCCAUAGACACACAUAUUCACACCUCUACACAGUGUUUGUGGGUUAGGUUAAAUUUUGUCAUUUCAUUUUAGUAUUUGAUUAUUUCAAACAGUACAGAGUCAGUACUCAAAUCCAAACUAUUACUGUGUACAUAGUCCUGUUUAUAUUGUUUAUAAUUUUUACAUGUUGUUAUGUUACACUUACUCAAAUAAAUACUACUGAAUACUUAAUAUUGCCAGUCUGUUUAAUAUUCAAUAUUAGUAUCUAGAGGUCUGGGUUAGGGUAAGGGCUUCUAGCCAGAGAUUAGAGUUUUUAGCCUCAAUUAUACAAUUUAGCUGCAAGUAGAGAAUAGUUGGCAUUUCUGCAUUACAAAAUACUUUUUGCCUAUGAUAUUUUGUUUCAUAGUUUUAAUGCUGUACUGUACUAUGAAAUUUGUUAUCACAUUUUGUGACUCCUUACCUAUGACAUUUUUUUUUUAUUUUUUUUUAUGCCUUAUUAAGUGGACGACUAACUCACCAGUGCCUUGCUGAGGAAAAACCACCUCUCUUCAGACAUCCUGGUGAGAUUCAACAUCAAGAGCAUCCUAACCAACUGUAUUACAGCCUUGUACAGGAACUGCUUCCGACCCCCUUGAACUGAACUGACUUGUCCAAAUACUGCUGCCCUAUAAUUUCAUUCACAGUGCACAUCCAUAAUCAUUCUGUACAUACUGUGAUUUAUACUGUAUAUACUGUUUUUAGACUGUUAGUUAUUCUCAUAUUGCUCAUACUGCAUAUACUCUGUACAUACUGUUAUGUAUAUUCAUGAUUUAUUUACAUUAUUUAUUAUGCUGUAAUAUCCUACUGCUUGCACUUCUGGUUAGAUGCAAUCUGCAUUUUGUUACUUUGUACCUGUGACAUGCACAAUGACAAUAAAGUUGAAUCUAAUGAC